Molecule: messenger RNA, 687 nt
Organism: Camelina sativa (false flax)
Lineage: Eukaryota; Viridiplantae; Streptophyta; Magnoliopsida; Brassicales; Brassicaceae
Source: RefSeq, a predicted model, not a curated record
AUGUCCUCCAAGAGAGAUAAUAAUAUAGAGCCAGAGUACAUUCGGAGUGGUUCAAUAAGCUACUACACUUCACUUGUGUUGAUGAGUAAAGGAGUGUCAAUGGAGAUGGAACGUAUCCUUACAAUCUUCACAGCCAUCGAUUUUUCAGGAAAUCAACACCAUGGACCUAUUCCUGAUUCUGUUGGUCUGUUGAAGGAGCUUCGUAUUCUCAACAUGUCUAACAAUGCUUUCACGGGCCACAUCCCAUCUUCUUUGGCAAACUUGACGAAUCUCGAGUCACUAGACCUAUCCCAAAACAAGAUUUCUGGUGAGAUUCCUUCUGAGCUUGGGGCACUCUCUUCUCUCGCAUGGAUAAACGUUUCAUAUAACCAGCUUGUAGGUUCCAUACCACAAGGCACACAAUUUCAACGACAAAAUUGCUCCUCCUAUGAAGGAAACCCCGGACUUAAUGGUCCUUCCCUUAAAGAUGUCUGUGUUGAUAUCAAAGCGCCAGCACCACCACAACCCGAACUGAUGGAGACAAAAGAAGAAGAAGAAGAAUCAUUGAGUUGGGUAGCAGCAGGUUUUGGCUUUGGACCUGGAGUUGUAUUUGGGCUAGCGAUGGGAUACAUAACGGCUUCGUACAAGCAUGAGUGGUUCAUGAAGAUUUUUGGCCGGAGCAAGCAACAUAGCACCAGAACUCGUUAA